Xenia sp. Carnegie-2017 is the source of this 2507-nucleotide messenger RNA. RefSeq names its product DNA cross-link repair protein SNM1-like. NCBI's taxonomy places the organism in Eukaryota, Metazoa, Cnidaria, Anthozoa, Malacalcyonacea, Xeniidae. The transcript is spliced from 11 exons. Gene Ontology annotation, molecular function: 5'-3' DNA exonuclease activity; damaged DNA binding. Gene Ontology annotation, biological process: protection from non-homologous end joining at telomere; interstrand cross-link repair; double-strand break repair via nonhomologous end joining. The coding region runs from base 172 to 2313 and encodes 713 amino acids. The record is from RefSeq and is a predicted model, not a curated record.
AGGAGUUGCGAGAAAAACCUCUGGCAAUACUUUCCCUACAGAUCUCACACUUGGUCCCAAUAAGUCGUCCCUGUCAGAAGCUCUUCCACGUGACAUCGUCUUUUCCGUCUUGUCCUUGUGAGUGAUAGACACGUGACAGUGAUAGACACGUGAGUGAUAGACACGUGAAACAUGGAGGACGAAGAAGGCGAUUUCCAACAACGAGAAAAAGUACGAAAAAACAAUGAUUCCAUUUUUCUUCGUAGUUCAAAAAAGAACUUCAAAAGAUAUGCUAAAUCAACAAAAAGAACCGGGCUUUCAUCUAAAUCAUCUCGCUCCAUACAGAAAAUGGCAAGUUUAGCAACUAUGCCAACUAAUUUAAGAGAAAUUAAUCAAAAUAACAGCGCGGCGACUACGAGUGAUGAUAACUUAAAAUAUUGCCCAUUAUGUCAAUUGCCCUUUCGGUUUUAUGUUGGACUAUCUACUCAAAGUCAUGUUGAAGAGUGUUUAUCUAACAAAGAAACAGCAACCGAACUCUGUCCAAAUGAUAUCAAUUGUGAUGCCGUUCUGCCUCAGCAUUUUAAAAAGUAUUCACAUCCACUGCUUGCAAGCCUGCGUUGUCAAGAUUUAACAAAAUCACAAGGCAAGGUGAGGCUUCAGACCUUGCAAGUUGAAGACAGUCAUAACAACAUGUUUGAUGGAUUAGGUGCCUCACUUGGGACGACUCCAUCAACAUGCAUUGCCUGGGAUGAGAAAGAAAUAAGGGAUACUAAUGAAAGCAGAGGCUCUCAGUCUUCAGAUAAGGAAAAUUCAAAAAGCUUUAGCGAAAGUCCAGACAAUGCGAUGAAAUUAGAUUCCACAUGUAGAUCUGACUUUAUUGCCCCCCAUAACUCAUGCAAUUUUAUCCCCUCUAAUCAUGCCCGGUCCUUUGCUGUCCAGUCCCUUACUGACCAAUCCCCUGAUGCUCAGUCCCCUGUUUCUACUACUAGUUGCAUGGCAAGUUCUGAUUUGCUAAAUGCAAGCAUAGACUUGAGCAAAUCUCAGAAAAUAAUGCCAACAUCCUUUAAAGCGACUUUUCCAGCCCACACACAAACAUUUAUUCAUGGGGAAGAACAUUCAGGCUCAGAUGUAGCCAAAAUACCGAAGAAACAAACGGAUAUUUCUGCUUAUUUUGGGAUAAGACCUGCGCAAAGCAAAGUAAAUGUUAAAACCAACAUUUAUAGCAAGGUUAACGUUAAAAAUAUCAAAGUUGCUGGGGAAAAUAUGUAUAACAAGAAAUCUGCUAAGGAAAGUAAUUUACAGCAAAAAAGAAAAUGUCCAUUUUAUAAGAUUGUGGAAGGAACUUCUUUUGCAGUAGAUGCCUUCUGCUACGGUCAUGUUGCUGACAUAACUGCGUAUUUUCUGAGCCACUUUCAUUAUGAUCACUAUCGUGGAUUAAACAAAUCGUUUUCUCGUCCCAUUUACUGCAGCCAGAUCACAGCAAAUCUGGUGACGUUGAAGAUAAAGGUCCCAUCUUCUUUUCUUCACCCUCUUCCCUUGAAUUCACCCACUGUGAUCAACGACGUCGAAGUUACAUUACUUGACGCGAAUCACUGUCCAGGUGCUGUGCUGUUUUUAUUCAAACUACGAAAUGGCGUCGUUCACCUGCACACAGGUGAUUUUCGCGCUUCGUCAGCAAUGCAAGAAAUCCCUUCAAUCAAACAAUGCUCAAUACACACGCUUUACUUGGACACGACCUACUGCGAUGCAAAGUACAGUUUUACCGCUCAACGUGACGUCAUUUCCUAUUGUGCAAAGAUCGCCGUGGAAAGUGUCAAAAAAAAUCCAAAGACUUUAAUAGUUGUGGGCACUUACACCAUUGGCAAGGAAAAGAUUUUUGUCGCCAUCGCCAAUGCAUUGAGCAGCAAGGUGGCCGUUCAAAGAGAUAAAUUCAACGUGUUGCGCUGUCUUCAAGAUGAACAACUGAACAAAAGAAUAACUUUGGAGUAUGAGCAAGCUAGGAUCCAUGUGUUACCCAUGGGUUCCCUCACAAUACCGAAACUUCUUGGUCAUCUAAACACUCAUCAACCCAAAUAUACUGAUCUGUUGGCUUUUAAACCAACUGGAUGGACUUAUAGAGACUCUUACGAAAAUGAUCUAGGAAAAAUCCAACCAGUGAAACGGAAAGGUUUGGCUUUAUAUGGUGUACCGUAUAGUGAACACAGUAGUUUUCAUGAACUUAAAGACUUUGUGCAAUUUUUAAGACCUCAUAAGAUCAUCCCGACUGUAAACAUAGGAUCGGCAAAAAAUCGAGAAGAAAUGCAACAUGUCUUUAAGGCAUGGCUGGAAAAUUAAAGUUGAAUGUGAAAAAAUAACAUGUCUAGGAAUAUGAAAGAAAGAUGGCUUUUGAAUAAUGAAGUUGAGGUGGAAACUAAAUCCAUUAAAAAUGAAGAUCAAACACUAUAGCAAGCAUUGUAUAUUUUUCAACUUGUACACUAUAAUAAUAUCAUUGCUAUUCUAGACUAUAAAAUUAUCAUUUGCAACAACAA